This is a messenger RNA of Sphenostylis stenocarpa, 252 nucleotides long. NCBI's taxonomy places the organism in Eukaryota, Viridiplantae, Streptophyta, Magnoliopsida, Fabales, Fabaceae. The record is from the annotation of a GenBank genome assembly.
AUGGGACAUGUUUACUUGACUCACUCUGUCAGGAUGAUUUUCGAUACAAAUAAUAAUCCCUCCCUCAAGUGUGAAUUCCUCAGAAGUAUGGCUGUUGGGAGUGGAUGGCAAGUUAUGGUUGGUUACAUAAACUUGGCAUGCUAUUACAUUGUAGGACUCCCUAUUGGACAUUGCCUUGGUAUAAAUCAACACUUAUGGGUGAAGGGCGUGUGGGGAGGCACAUUACGUAUGGCAGGGUUCUUCAGAUAUUAG